AUGAGUUUUAUCUAUCACCUUGCACCUGCAACAAGAUGGUAUACAUGGUCAGAAGAUAAGCCGUAUUUACCGGCUGAAUACGACAAAGAUGGUUUUAUUCAUUGCACCUCUGGGGAUGAACUUAUGAUUAAGGUAGCUAAUCGAUUCUAUAAAGGUGUUCCUGGCGAUUAUGUUUUACUUGUACUCGACAUAACGAAAUUAAAAGACCCAGCAUCACCCGUUAAAUGGGAAGAAGCAUCAGAAUUCGAUUCACUUUUUCCACAUAUAUAUGGUGCUAUUGAUCGUAAUGCUGUUGUUGAAGUGCGAUCUUUACAACGAACCGAUGAUGGAACAUUUGUUGGAUGGUCAACAUCAACUUAA
Messenger RNA from Rotaria socialis, 360 nucleotides. The record is from the annotation of a GenBank genome assembly. Lineage: Eukaryota; Metazoa; Rotifera; Eurotatoria; Philodinida; Philodinidae.